UUUGUCAUCCUCAGGCUCAAAGUGUAUAGAACAUUCUCUGCAUAUAUGUGUGUGUGUGUGUGUGUAUAGUUGACUUGACGUGCCGAAUCUGGUCCUGAUAAUAGUAAAAUGCAAUACAGCUAGACUUGAUCAUUCCUAUAAAUAACACAUGAAACCUAAUAGAACCUCAACCAAUUGGCACUCAUAAGGCAUAACCUUAGCUCAAACCUGCUUCUCCGUAUCUUUCUUCUCUAUUAUACGCCUUAGAGAUGGCUUUCUUCUAUUAUUUCUUGUGGUCAUCUAGCAACUUAAGAACCUUCUUGUUCUUGUUUUCGCUUCUUACCGCAGUCGCCUCCGCCCAACUAUCCUCAAAUUUCUAUAGUUCUUCAUGUCCUAAUGCCCUUUCCAUCGUCAAGUCGGCAGUAAAGACUGCCGUUUCUAACGAGGCUCGUAUGGGAGCGUCCUUGCUUCGUCUUCAUUUUCAUGACUGCUUUGUUAAUGGAUGUGAUGCUUCGAUACUGUUGGACGACACAUCAACUUUCACAGGAGAGAAAAACGCAGGACCUAAUGCAAAUUCAGUGAGGGGAUUUGAUGUUGUCGACACCAUCAAGACGCAGUUAGAGAGCGCCUGCGCCGGUGUUGUGUCUUGUGCUGACAUCUUGGCCGUUGCUGCUAGGGACUCUGUUGUUCUGUUGGGUGGACCCAGCUGGACUGUGCAAUUGGGCAGAAGAGACGCAACCACUGCAAGUCAAAGUGCUGCCGGUUCCAACAUCCCAGCUCCAACGACGAAUCUUAGCGGCCUCAUUACUGCUUUCUCAAACAAAGGUUUCACUACUAAAGAAUUGGUGGCUCUCUCAGGUGGUCACACAAUAGGCCAAGCAAAGUGCUCGAGUUUCCGUGCCCGGCUUUACAAUGAAAACAACAUAGAGGCCUCCUUUGCGACAUCAACCAAAUCAAAGUGCCCGAACUCUGGCAGCGACAACAACCUCUCACCGCUCGACGUGACAAGCCCAACGACUUUCGACAACGCAUACUUCAAGAACGUAGUGAGCCUAAAGGGGCUGCUUCACUCCGACCAACAGCUCUUCAACAACGGCUCCACGGACUCUCAGGUCAGAGCUUACAGCACCAAUCCAACAAGCUUCAGAACCGAUUUUGCCAACGCAAUGAUCAAGAUGGGAAAUCUCAGUCCUCUCACUGGGACAAGUGGUCAGAUUAGGACCAAUUGUAGGAAGGUCAAUUGAUCAUGUAAAAGAACAUCGUUUUGGUGUUUGGAGUGUGUACUACUUUCGAGUUUGGUUUUGGUUACUUUGUGGCAUUGGCAAGUUGUAAGAAUAAGAGUUUUAAGUUUUAGUUUCCUCUUUAAGCUUUUAAUUGGAUAAACAGGCUUUUGUCGUUAAUUAUUCUAGGCUUGAUUUGUGCUUUGUCUUGCAAUGAUAUGUAAACUGUCGCGUUGUUUCCCAUAAUUAGCAAUUCGAUAGUUGAACA
Morus notabilis is the source of this 1467-nucleotide messenger RNA. Its product is annotated as cationic peroxidase 1. Gene Ontology annotation, molecular function: heme binding; peroxidase activity. Lineage: Eukaryota; Viridiplantae; Streptophyta; Magnoliopsida; Rosales; Moraceae. Gene Ontology annotation, biological process: response to oxidative stress; hydrogen peroxide catabolic process. The transcript has 4 exons. The record is from RefSeq and is a predicted model, not a curated record. Bases 249 to 1223 code for a protein of 324 amino acids.